AUGGCAACAGAAGGGGCUUUCGUAUCGCGGACUUUCAUCAUUGACACAAUAACUCCAUAUCGUACAUCAAAAAAGCCGAUCGUAGCAGUGAACUAUACGUAUCCGGGCCCAUUACUUGAAGCAAAUGAAAAUGAUACUUGUGUGAUUCGUGUAAUCAAUAAACUUGCACAACCGACGACCAUUCAUUGGCAUGGAAUUUCUCACAGGGGUACACCAGACAUGGAUGGUGCGGUGGGCGCCACACAAUGUGCCAUUCCUCCUAAUGCCGAAAUGACAUACAAAUUCAAAGCUUACCCUCCAGGUACUGCAUGGUACCAUGGUCACUUUUUGGGUCAAACUGUAGACGGUCUAAUUGGUCCAUUCAUUAUUCAUCCAAAAGUAGAGCCGAAUCAAGAGUACUAUGACACUGAACGUAUACUAAUGGUAGCUGAUUGGUACAAUGAUCUUGCACGAACAACGUUAUUAUCUUGGUUUCUAAGUUCAAAAAAUCCAGAAGGCAUUGAACCUAUACCUGAUGCUAUUGUUGUGAAUGGCAAAUUUUCUCAGUCGUUAUUCGUUCAAACAUCCAAUGCAAAACGUAUUCGUUUUAGAAUCAUUAAUGCUGCAGCAUUUUCCAUGUAUACUUUCUCAAUCGAUGGAUUACUAUUACAUAUUACUGAAGUUGAUCAAACACCUGUAAAGCCAUACACAGUCUCUUCCUUUGUUAUCAACGCUGCUCAACGAGUUUCUUGCUUUGUGGACUUGAAUGAAUUAGAUCAAAGCUUUGUACCCGAUGAUGUGCCACCUACAAAAUCAAUUUACAUUCGAUUUAAAGCUGAUCGAGAUAUGUAUCCAGUUGAUAUUAGCAGCUAUAUUCCUCCAUAUGCAACUCAACGUUAUCCAUAUCCAGUAUUUUUCAAUCCAUUAUACCUGGCUAUUUUAUCACUUGAUUCCUGUAAUUCCUUGCCUACAUAUCCAGCCAAUCAAGUAAUUACAGGAUCAUCUAAUCCAGAUUUAGGAGAUCGAGAUGCUAAUCUCUUGCAUGCUCGACCAUUUUAUCAAGCAAACAAUAAAAUUCCCGAUGCAACUCAUUAUCUAAAACUUGUCAUCACAAUUCAUCCGGAUAUCCUUAACAUCAGUCGUGGAUAUAUGAACGAUGUUACAUAUGAUCAUGCUUUGGAUACUACUACCAAUAAAUCUGGUAAGCCAAAAUGCCUAACAUCCGAUAAAGUACCACUGCUCUAUCAGAUGGCAACAAAUCCUAACGAACUUGGCAUUCCAUCUCCAAUCAUAACAAGCGACAGUCCAUUACCAGCUAUACAAAGUGAUGGGCAUGGGCACUACUUAUUUCCGUAUGGAGCCGUCGUUGACAUUGUUCUGGAGAACAGAGAUGAGGGUGAGCAUCCAUUUCAUUCUCAUGGUCAUAACUUUUGGAUCAUAUCAACUUCGGCUAAUCCUGAAGCGGAGCAAUUGUAUCGUGGAGCAUACACAAAGCGAGACGUAGUGAGCGUACCAGGUUCAGGUUGGGCCAAGAUACGGCUUGUAACCAAUAAUCCUGGUGCUUGGCUCUUCCAUUGUCACAUUGAGUGGCACAUGAAUGCAGGACUCAUGGUAGCUUUCAUAGUUGGUCCCAAUGAAUUAUUAGCACAAGGCUACACUAUUAAAUCUACUCACAAGCGUUUUUGCUAA
Messenger RNA from Rotaria sordida, 1668 nucleotides. Lineage: Eukaryota; Metazoa; Rotifera; Eurotatoria; Philodinida; Philodinidae. The record is from the annotation of a GenBank genome assembly.